AUGAAUAUUGACUGCCGCUAUCUUACAGACUCAUCGAGUGCGAGCGACAUGGCCUUAUUACGCGUCAAGCCUUUCCAUGGCAUCAUUCAUAGCCACCCGCCUCGGGCCAUAGCAUCUUUCUCAACACGGACCCUUCUACAUAGCCAAGAUCACACCCCUAAGAAUAAUCAACCGAACGAUAAGAGAGAAACCUACUGGAAGUAUGAUCUCAGCUUCAAGACUCAGAUGGGUAAAACAGUCCUCAUUGCUGUUCUUGCCGGGGCCGGUGCUCUGGAGAGCUGGACGUGGUAUCAGGAAAUCCGGGCGUGGUGGACGGGUGUGCGAGAUGAUGGGACAGAUGUAUAG
This is a messenger RNA of Aspergillus nomiae NRRL 13137, 345 nucleotides long. RefSeq lists its product as uncharacterized. Lineage: Eukaryota; Fungi; Ascomycota; Eurotiomycetes; Eurotiales; Aspergillaceae. The record is from RefSeq and is a predicted model, not a curated record. The coding region runs from base 1 to 345 and encodes 114 amino acids. The transcript has a single exon.